AUGACGACGAUUGGAAAAAUUGAUGUUUUUGAUGAAACCCAAGAAAGCUGGGAGACGUAUGUCGAACGAGUACAACAUUUUUUCGCUGCAAACGAUGUCGACGACAAUCAUCAAGUGCCAACUCUGCUGAGUUUGAUUGGAAGCAAAACGUAUUCAUUAUUAAAGGAUUUACUUUUGCCAGAAAAGCCUGCAGACAAGAACUUUGAUGAAAUAGUAAGUACAUUACAGAAGCAUUUAAAUCCUAAACCACUAGAAAUAGCCGAACGGUUUCGUUUUUAUAAGAGAAAUCAGCAAGAAGGGGAGAGCAUUUUAAGUUAUAUAGCUGAGUUAAAGAAAUUAACCACACAUUGCAAUUUUGGAAGUAACUUGGAAGAAACAUUGCGCGACAGAUUGGUGUGUGGAUUAAGUAAUCAGCAAAUUCAGAAACGUCUCCUUGCAGAGUCAAAAUUAAAAUUCUCCAAAGCUGUUGACAUAGCAGUUGCUAUGGAAACAGCCACUCGAGAUCCUACAGAGUUCCACAGCAAGGGUAGAGAAGAAAAACCUCUUGGUCUUGACAAACUGACACUGAACAGACCCUCGAAUAGAUCAGAUAGUGGCCCACCUUCCACUGUAGUGUGUUAUCGAUGUGGAGCUAAUACCCAUGUUGCAACUGAGUGUAGAUUUAAGAAAGAAGUCUGUCACAAGUGUGGAAAGAGAGGUCAUAUUCAAAGAGCUUGCCGGGCACAACAAAGCCAGGGGCCCGGUAGACCCUCGCCCAGAUCAAGAUACCAGAAAUCGAGCAAUGCCAUAGAGACCGAACCAGAUGAGUAUGGACACUUGUUGAAUAUCCUAGAAGUUCAUAAUGUAAACAAAUCAAAUAGUGAUGUCAUAUGGGUUGACGUGAAAGUUGAAAAUCAACCACUAUCCAUGGAACUAGACACAGGAUCGGCCGUGUCCAUUUUGCCAUAUGACAUGUUCUUGGAAAGAUUCCGCGACAAGAAGUUAGAGAAAACAACCACUGCACUAAAGACCUAUACUGGUGAACUGAUCUUUCCAGUUGGCCAUCGUUUCCUUACCAUGCAAGUUGAAUACUUAGAUCAGUCAUGUCUAUUGCAAUUCCAUGUAGUCCAGACUAAGGGUCCAGUGUUAAUGGUUCGAUUCGAGAUUGGCUUCACAAGCUUCGCCUCAACUGGAAAACCAUUAAGUUGUUGAAAUCCUCAGAUUCCAGCCAUAGAAACCCUGGCACGACUACACAAGAGAAGCUGAAAAACCUAUUGGAUACGUAUGCAGAGGUUUUUGAAGCCAAACUGGGAACUUUCAAAUCUGCCAAAUUAAAAGCAAGGAUAACCUUCAAAGAAGGUAGUCAACCACAGUUUCGCAAAGCUCGUCAGGUCCCAUAUUCCUUACGACCGAAAGUGGAGGAAGAACUGAAGAGACUUCAGAGCGAAGGUAUUUUUUUAGAAAGAUAUUUUUUUUAGAGUGGAGUGAUUGGGCGACACCGAUUGUACCAGUGCCGAAACAAGAUGGUUCAGUCCGUAUUUGUGGUGACUUCAAAGGUACUAUUAACCCAACACUACAAGCAGAACAGUAUCCUCUGCCUCGAAUCGAAGAUAUCUUUGCCCAUUUAGCUGGUAGGAAAAAGUUUUCCAAGAUCGACUUCCGCCAAGCUUACCAUCAGAUUGAGCUGGAGGAAGAAUCCAAGAAGCCCCUUACAAUUAAUACGUCCAUGGGCUUGUUUGAAUACAUUCGAUUGGUGUUUGGUAUUACCUCAGCUCCCGGCAUUUGGCAGCGUACCAUGGAUCAGAUUCUGGAAGGAACUUCUGGGUAUUAGUUGUAUCCUAGAUGAUAUGAUUGUGACGGGUAAAAGCGACGCAGAGCAUAUGGCUAACCUGGAGGAGGUCAUUCGACGGCUGCACCACCAUGGGUUAAGAGCCAAUAAAUCGAAGUGUGAGUUCUUCAAAGAAAAGAUCACGUUCUGUGGCCACGACAUUAAUAGUAAAGGCCUGCACAGGACCACCGACAAGACAGCUGCAAUGGUGAAUGCCCCUCGCCCCCAGAGUGUUGCAGAG
Molecule: messenger RNA, 2048 nt
Organism: Paramuricea clavata
Lineage: Eukaryota; Metazoa; Cnidaria; Anthozoa; Malacalcyonacea; Plexauridae
Source: the annotation of a GenBank genome assembly